Messenger RNA from Cydia pomonella (codling moth), 1877 nucleotides. RefSeq names its product tRNA N(3)-methylcytidine methyltransferase Mettl2 (gene Mettl2). Gene Ontology annotation, molecular function: tRNA (cytidine-N3)-methyltransferase activity. The record is from RefSeq and is a predicted model, not a curated record. Bases 664 to 1761 code for a protein of 365 amino acids. The transcript has 4 exons. Lineage: Eukaryota; Metazoa; Arthropoda; Insecta; Lepidoptera; Tortricidae.
GUCAUUGACAUAUAUAUGUCAAUGAUCUGUGUACUUCCGAACUCUUCUUCGACUUCUUCCAUAGACCGGAGCCCCAGAUUUUGAUAAAUAGAUUAUGCACUUUUCGCACAUUAUAGCCUUAAAUGUUUUACAGGGGCGGGAAAAUACUAUGAGGGAGUUGUCGGACAAACACUGAGUGAACGGUAACCACAAUACGAAUGUGCGCAAAUUUUUGAAAACUGUCAUCACUGUCAUAUCAUAACAUUUCGUAGAUUCGAUAAAUUUUAAAUUCAAACUGCUGUUUUCAUUCAAUAGCAACUUAAGAAAUGUAAUGUGUGUAACUUAAAAAAAUAUACUUUUUUCGUGUAAUUCCAGAAGGUUUGUAUUGUCGGUUAGAAUAAAAUUAUAUAUGUAUAUUAAAUAUUAUAAGGCCACUACUACUUGGCUGUUGCAUUAAUAUGGCCAAGCACGCGGCCAAGGCUUUAAAUUUCUAAACGAGUUAAGGUUGUCAUUAUCAUUGUCACUGUCAAGCUGCCAGCUGCUCUAGUUUUAGGUUAUAAUUUGCCAAAUACUACUAAACACAAUUCAAUUUACUGUAAUUUGUAUACUAUUCGGAUAAUAUACACUAAAUGGAAGACUCCGUGAUUGAUAAAAGACCUCAAUUUGGGAACAGGCUUCUAGAAAAUGCUAACGAUGUGUUCAAACAUAACGCGUGGUACAGUAUUUUACAUUUUUCGCAAUGUAUGUAAAAGACUCGGAUGUUCUGCCAACAACAUUGAAGAUUUAGAGAAAACAAGACACAGGAAAAAGCCUCCUGGUGGCUCUAGAUAUUUAAACAGUAAUAAAAAAGAACUUGUUUAUCUUUUCAACUCAUGGGAUAAUGUUGAAUGGGACGAAGAACAAGAAAAAGCAGCAAAAGAAAAGGUGAAGCAGAACUCCCAAGUUACAUUUGCAGACAAUGUUUUGAAGGAUUUGGACGAAAAUGCUGACAAACAUUGGGAUGCAUUUUACAGCAUACAUCAAAAUAGGUUUUUCAAAGACAGACAUUGGCUAUUCACAGAGUUUCCAGAACUUGCACCGGAUAACACAUCUGCGCCAAAGAGAGUUUUUCCCAACAAUGAAACUCCAACUACAACUGCACCUAUCCAACCUGAUGUCUCAAACCAAGUUGAAUCUCAACUAGAAUCAAAUAACUCCGGUAAACGUUACAUAUUUGAAAUAGGUUGUGGAGUUGGAAACACAAUCUUUCCUAUUCUACAAUACAGCCAGGACCUAAACCUUUUUAUUUAUGGCUGUGAUUUUUCAUCAACAGCGAUUGACAUAAUGAAGGAAAAUGAGCUGUAUGACACUAAGAGGUGUGAAGUGUUUGUUCUGGAUGCAACUGCUCCUGAGUGGAAUGUGCCAUUCAAAGAAAACUCCAUUGAUAUCAUUGUGCUUAUCUUUGUUCUGUCGGCAAUUGAGCCUGGAAAGAUGGCGUUAGUUGUGCAGCAAAUACACAAGUAUCUAAAGCCAGGUGGACUAGUCGUUUUCCGCGACUAUGGUCGCUACGACCUUGCCCAACUACGGUUUAAGAAAGGUCGCUGCAUAUCUGACAACUUCUAUGCCCGAGGGGACAAAACUAAGGUCUACUUCUUCACACAAGAAGAAAUUAAGAAUUUAUUUACAGCAGAAGGUUUCACAGAGGAACAGAAUUUAAUUGACAGGAGAUUGCAAGUUAAUAGAGGGAAGAUGUUGACUAUGUACAGAGUGUGGAUACAGGCAAAAUAUAGAAAGCCUUUAUAGCAGUAAAUACAUUUUUAUUUUUUAUUCUUAUUAUACAUGUCGCAUUUACGCAUGUCGCUCUAAUAUAGUACUUACAAUCAUGUUUAGUUUUGAUUAAAAAUCAUUAUUAGUCUGAG